ACCAGGACAGCAGAAGGUGACACAGAGAAGUAAUGUACAGAGAGAGACCAGUCUUUUUUGUGACUGUAGUCAACCCAUGAAGAGUGAGGGCUCUCAGCCACCUAAAAGUAUUUACUGCAUUUGCUUCAGAAUACUGUGGAGAAAAUGUAUGCUAGUCGAGAGGAUAUUGGAUAUGAUUUUGGAGAUGACUCAAAAGUUGGAAGUAAGCCAAUUAAACCUAACCCAAACAUUGAUGGAGGAUGGGCUUGGAUGAUUGUACUUUCCUCUUUCCUUGUGCACAUACUCAUCAUGGGUUCCCAAAUGGCCCUUGGAAUACUCAACAUGGAAUGGCUUGAAGAGUUUAAUCAGAGUCGCGGCUUAACAGCGUGGGUUAGCUCCCUCAGCAUGGGCAUCACGCUUAUUGUAGGUCCAUUUACUGGUUUAUUCAUCAGCAUGUGUGGGUGCCGCACGACAGCCAUACUUGGAGGGAUACUGAAUGCUCUGGGUUGGAUACUGAGUGCCUAUGCCUCAAAUGUGCACUACCUCUUCCUCACCUUUGGAGUGACAGCUGGCAUUGGAAGUGGCAUGGUUUAUCUGCCUGCCGUGGUCAUGGUAGGGCAGUAUUUUCAGAAGAGAAGAGCACUUGCACAAGGGCUCAGUACCACAGGAACAGGGUUUGGAGCUUUCCUAAUGACUGCCUUAAUGAAGUACCUCUGCACAGAAUUUGGGUGGAGGAAUGCCAUGUUCAUCCAGGGGGCCAUCUCCCUGAACCUUUGUGUCUGUGGGGCACUUAUGAGACCACUCUCUCCCAAAGACCUCUGUGAAAAAUAUGUGGUGAGAAGUGAUAGUGAAGAACAUCGGGAAAAAGCUCUGUCCCAUUCUACAGAGACUAUAAAAUCUAAUGGAGUCCUUGGUGAAGAACCAGAGAAUAAAGAAGAGGUAACAAAUGAAGAAGUGCUUGUCAGUGUGCAGCGCAUAGAAAUUGGAGGUAAAUCUGGAAGUGGAAGGAGCAUGUAUGGACUGCGCCUCUUUAAGACAGUGAGCCAGCUGACAGUUACAGUCAGAAAGGGCUUUGCCCUCUGGUACUCCAGCUACUUUGGAGCUGCAUCACUGUUUACCAAUAGAGUAUUUGUGGCCUUUAUAAUUUGGGCUUUGUUUGCCUAUAGCAGCUUUGUCAUUCCCUUUAUUCACCUUCCAGAAAUAGUCAAGCAGUACAACUUAUCUAGGCAGGACAAUGUAUUUCCUUUGACAUCCAUUAUAGCUAUCGUUCAUAUUUUUGGUAAAGUGAUCCUUGGAAUCAUCUCUGAUCUCCCAUGCAUCAGCACGUGGAAUGUCUUCCUCAUGGCUAACUUUACCCUGGUUGCCUGCAUUCUUACUUUGCCACUAAUGCAGACAUAUGUUGGCCUGGCUGUGGUUUGUGCUCUAAUAGGAUUUUCUAGUGGCUAUUUUUCUCUAAUGCCUGUUGUGACUGAAGAUUUAGUUGGAACUGAACACCUUGCAAAUGCCUAUGGCAUCAUCAUUUGUGCCAAUGGAAUAUCUGCUUUGUUUGGACCACCCUUUGCAGGUUGGAUCUAUGACAUCACACAAAAAUACGAUUUUUCUUUUUACAUAGCUGGAUUGCUAUACAUGGUGGGAAUAAUAUUUUUACUUAUACAACCUUGUAUUCAAAAGAAACAGCCAAGAGAAAAAUCUACAGAAGAAGCACAAGUAUAG
Pseudopodoces humilis (Tibetan ground-tit) is the source of this 1692-nucleotide messenger RNA. RefSeq names its product solute carrier family 16 member 14 (gene SLC16A14). Lineage: Eukaryota; Metazoa; Chordata; Aves; Passeriformes; Paridae. Gene Ontology annotation, molecular function: monocarboxylic acid transmembrane transporter activity. Gene Ontology annotation, biological process: monocarboxylic acid transport; transmembrane transport. The record is from RefSeq and is a predicted model, not a curated record.